Molecule: messenger RNA, 4101 nt
Organism: Endocarpon pusillum Z07020
Lineage: Eukaryota; Fungi; Ascomycota; Eurotiomycetes; Verrucariales; Verrucariaceae
Exons: 5
Coding region: 1-4101 (1366 amino acids)
Biological process (GO): innate immune response
Cellular component (GO): cytoplasm
Molecular function (GO): protein binding
Source: RefSeq, a predicted model, not a curated record
AUGGCCAGCACAGCCAAAGGCAUGUCGAAGCGCGACCGUCUCCGAACACUGCUGGGUAUCACCCCCAGGCCCACAGUUGUCCCGAAUUCAGCUGCGGUGACCCAAGUGCAAACACCUAGCACAAUUCCAUCAAUCCAAAGCUCGCCAACGAAGGACCCAAAAUCUUCAAAACAGGUGUCACACAACCGUGCUCUGGAGCGAGCGAUAAGCAGGGAGCUUGAAAGCUUGCCGGCUGUUGAGAAAGAAGCCUUUCGCAAAGCUUCCAAGGAUCUGACAGAUGAAAACAUUCUCUUGAAGGUCAAAGAAUGGGACGACGCUCAUAAGGCAGAGUCAUGUUUCCGACCUAAAGCAGAAACUCUCUCAAGAUUUCUUGGACUCCUUGAUCGAUUCAUGGCUGGCGUCACUAUUGGCAUACAGGCCAACCCUGAUAUCUCUGCAAUUGUGGUUGGCGGCGUGCGGGUCGUGAUCGACCAAGCAGUCAAGUUCGUCGGAUUUUUCGAUAAACUGUCGGACAUGCUCUGUCGGUUUAGCGACUUUCUCGAAACUCUACAUGAAUACGACAACUCUUCUGCACGGAACACCACCAUAGUCGAAACGCUUGCAAAUGUGUAUGGAGACCUCCUCCAGUUCUGCAAACAUGCUCAUGCUGUGUUUACUUACCAAGGGGUGCGAAGAAGAAUGACGUCUUGGAGGACAUUCUGGCAUAUCCAAUGGCUGCCAUUUGAAGAGGAGUUCAGCAAGAUCGAAUCACGUAUGCAACAUCACAUUCAAGUACUCAGCAAUGCUGCUCAAGCUGUAACAUUAAACGCUACGCUGGAUCUAAAUGAUCAAGAAAGGGAAAGACGCGAGAAAGACAGAGUUGCGGAACGAGAAAGCUUUUUGAAUUGGAUCUCGAGUAUCCCAUUUGAGACGGUUCACGAAAAUAUACAUGCAAAGAAGCAUCCACAGACCGGUGAAUGGCUAGUACAAACAAGACGAUUCCAGGAUUGGUUUCAUAGUCCAGCUUCAACCUUGUUAUGGUGUCAUGGAAACCCUGGAGCUGGUAAAUCCGUUUUAGCAUCCAAUGUGCUCGAGCAUAUCACUAGCCACCACAGCCCACACCGUGAAGUUGGCAUUUGCUUCUCAUACUACAGUUAUCAGUCUUCCGAGAUGGCGGAUUUGAGCCAAAUCAUCUCCGCCCUUGUUAAGCAGCUUUGUCGGAAAAGAGACAAUGUGCCUACCACCUUCCUCAGAGCCAAGCAAGACUCUCUUCCGCCAUCUAGUUUGGGCAACCAGAGCUCCUUUCUUACAGUUGCACAAGACUUCACAGAAGUCUUUUUGCUGAUAGAUGGGCUUGACGAAUGCCCUGAAGACAAGAGAUCUCAUGUUCUGGGUUUCCUAAAAUUUGUUCUAGAGAACCUACCGCGUCAGAAGAUCUUCGUCACAAGUCGCCGUGAAAGCGAUAUAGUAAGGGCCUUUGACCAGCUUGGAGCACCAAAGAUUGAAAUUGAAGCAAAAAGCGUUGUAGCAGAUAUAACCAAGUACGUUACAGAUGAGAUCAAGCGAUUACGUCAAGGUUACGACGGGAAGAAGCUCUAUGUGAAGAGCAAGACUCUGGAGCAAAAGAUCAUCGACACUCUAACAACGAAGGCUGAUGGCAUGUUUCUCUGGACAAGCCUGCAGAUUGCUAACCUAUGUCGAGUCAGCGAGUCGCAGAAGGAUAGCGAGCUAGAAAAAGAACUAAACACUCUGCCACUAGGUCUGAAUGCAACCUAUAUUCGCGCCCUGGAACAAAUCGAGAAGCAGCCUUCAAACCUAAAAGAGCUUGCCUACAAAUGCUUUAUGUUGGUUAUGCAUGCCACCCGAGAAUUUUCCAUAAGGGAGUUGCAACAUGCUCUUUCGACAGACACCGAGAAGCUCCACAACGACACACAAGAAAUGGAACCUUACCCAGUUGAUACUAUACUUGGGGCAUGCGCCAAUUUACUUGUAAAACGCGAUUGUCCCGUGAGUGUGUAUUAUAAUACCAUUCGUCCUGUGCAUUUUUCAGUGCAGGAGUUUAUCCAAAAUCCUCCUGAAAGUGUACUCCAAAGAUUUUCUCUUAGAAAGCUUAGUGAUGUACCUUAUAUCAACGCGCAGCUUGCUUCCACCUGUCUCUCCUAUCUUCAGUCCUGCAUAUUGGAGGGCCCUUGCUCAAAUGCCAGGCAACUUGAGGAACGCACCGUUUCGAUCCCGUUUGCGUGGUACGCUUCAUGUGCAUUCGACUAUCACAUCACGAAGUGUGGGGAUCUUCCUGAUGAGCUUCAUCGUCGAGUACUGGCAUUUCUUGGACAGGAACAAUGGUUUCUAUCCGCUGUCCUACAGCUGAGAACGGUUGGGAGCGUGCCUGGCUACUCACACAUUCCCACAGCAUACAUAGAUUUCACCCAGCCUUAUUGCACAGCAGAUGGUAACACCCUUGUAUGUGAAACAGAGCUUUACAAUCUACCAAGCUUGCGAUACCAGUUGGGAGACCUCAGACCAGCUCCAUUUGCCCUGCAUCGCGCUUGCUUCGCUGGUCUGGGUGGUGUUGUUUCACGAAUUCUAUCAGACGGGCAGAAGGUGAACGAAGCAGAUGCAGUUGGCAUCUGCCCGAUAUAUUAUGCAGCAAGUCGAGGACAUACACAUAUCCUUACAAUGCUACUGGACAACGGUGCUGAUGUCAAUGUGCAGGGUGGUAGAUAUGGCACAGCACUACAGGUAGCUUCCUGCAAUGGCUACGAGCAUAUUGUUCAACAACUUCUCAAUCAUAGAGUCAAUAGCAAUAUGCACGGUAGAGAUCAUGGUGAUGUUCAUCCAGAAAUAUCCUUGCAUGAUGGCUUAAAUGGUUUGGGCGCCAGUUUCUCUGAUAAAGUUGAUGUUAAUGCAAAUUGUGGAUGUUGUGGUACCGCACUACAGGCAGCUGCAGCUGGGGGUCACCUGAACAUUGUCAGAUUGCUACUCAAGUAUAACGCUCACGUCAAUCUAGAAGGUGGACACCAUAGCUUCGCCUUACACGCAGCUUCAUACGGAGGUUAUCAAGAUGUUGUUGAACUGCUGCUUAAUAGAGGUGCCAACAUCAACGCGGAAGGUGGACACUAUGGCUUCGCCUUACACGCAGCUUCAUGCGGAGGUUAUAAAGAUAUCGUUAAACUGCUGCUUGAUAGAGGUGCCAACAUUAAUGCGGAAGGUGGACACUAUGGCUUUGCCUUAGACGCAGCUUCAUGCGGAGGUCAUCAAGAUGUUGUUGAACUGCUGCUUGAUAGAGGUGCCAACAUCAACGCGGAAGGUGGACACCAUGGCUUCGCCUUACACGCAGCUUCAUACGAAGGUUAUCAAGAUGUUGUUAAACUGCUGCUUGAUAGAGGUGCCAACAUCAACGCGGAAGGUGGACACUAUGGCUUCGCCUUACGCGCAGCUUUAUACGGAGGUUAUCGAGAUGUUGUUGAACUGCUGCUUGAUAGAGGUGCCAACAUUCAUGCGGAAGGUGGACACUAUGGCUUCGCCUUACACGCAGCUUCAUACGGAGGUCAUAAAGAUAUCGUUGAAUUACUGCUUGAUAGAGGUGCUGAUAUUGAUGGCCAAAAUGAUAGCGGUCAAACUGCUUUGCAUAUGGCGGUGAUAGGAUUGUGGGAGGAUGGUGGCGAAGCAUCUGUUGAGCUGGUACUUCUCAAGGGUGCUAACGUCGAUGCUCGCGAUAAUUAUGGCGAGACUCCGUUGCAUAAAGCAUCUACACGAGGAGAGCCGGAAGUGGUGGAUCUGCUACUCUCUAAAGGUGCUGACAUCCAUGCUCGCAGUAAUGACGGCAGAACUGCUUUGCAGAUGGCUUCAAAUGAAGUCUCUGAUGCUGAUGCGGCUUGGAGAAGAGAUGGAUGUGCGGCUAUCGUUAAGCUCUUGCUUUCGAAGGGGGCUGUCUAUGACGAGAACGCGUCUGGAAAAAAUGAUGUGACGGCAGCGGAAGAAGCAGAUGGAGGUGACACGGCUGAUGGACUUGAUGAGGACGAAGCUUGGACAGAUGCGUCAGAUGAAGCAGAUGGUGAGGAGGAAUUUGAGGCCAACAAAGCAAACGAGGCAGGGCUUUCCACUACGAUAAUCGCAGCUUGA